Gossypium raimondii (Peruvian cotton) is the source of this 555-nucleotide messenger RNA. RefSeq names its product probable plastid-lipid-associated protein 8, chloroplastic. The annotation marks the transcript as partial. The record is from RefSeq and is a predicted model, not a curated record. Lineage: Eukaryota; Viridiplantae; Streptophyta; Magnoliopsida; Malvales; Malvaceae. The transcript is spliced from 2 exons.
UGGCGGGGUCUUGUGGUUUUUCCAGAUUGGGAUGCAAUUUACUGUUCAAAUCCCACGUCACCAGGAGGCGGCUACAGAAGUGCAUUGGGGCGCCUUUUCUUCAAGACCAAUGACAUGGUUCAGGCUAUUGAAGCUCCUGACUCCGUACGAAACAAAGUCUCCUUUAUUUUUGGGUUUCUUGAUGGAGAGGUCUCAUUGAAAGGUAAGCUGAAGGUCUUGGAUCAUCAAUGGAUUCAAGUAAUUUUUGAGCCACCUGAGCUGAGGGUAGGAGCAAUAGACUUCCGAUAUGGUGGCGAGAGCGAGGUCAAGCUACAGAUCACGUAUAUUGAUGAGAAUACCAGACUAGGAAAGGGCUCUAGAGGUUCUUUAUUUGUAUUUCGAAUGCGGCAGGGAGGCUCAACCAACACUUGAGACCCCUAUCCAGUGCCAAUAAUUGCCAAUGUUAUGAAACACAGCAAUUUGAGUUAGUAAUGGCAAAUUAAUCGGGCCAACUUUAGGGAUGUCAUAAUGCUCAGUUAGAUUAGCCAAAUAUUGGUUAAAUUCCUGAAUGCGAUC